Camelina sativa (false flax) is the source of this 1897-nucleotide messenger RNA. NCBI's taxonomy places the organism in Eukaryota, Viridiplantae, Streptophyta, Magnoliopsida, Brassicales, Brassicaceae. The record is from RefSeq and is a predicted model, not a curated record.
UCGUAGUUGACUUCAUUCAUUAUUGGAAUGUUAGCAAUCAAUCUAACCAAAACUCUCCAAUGGCCGCUUCCGAAUUACUCCCUAAGCCGUGGCAAGUGUUCAUCAAUUUCCGUGGAGUAGAAUUACGUAACAAUUUCAUCAGCCAUCUGGAGGAAGCUUUAGCCGUAGCCGGAAUCAACUACUAUAUCGGGCCGAGCGAAGAUCUGAGUGCCUCUUUUGCGAUGAUCAAGCAAUCGGAAAUCGCACUGCCCAUCUUCUCGAGCAAGUACGCUGAAUCAAACUGGUGUUUGGAUGAGCUUGUGAAGAUCACACAACAAUUUAAGAAAGGAAAACUCAGAAUCAUCCCCGUCUUCUUCAAUGUGACACCUGAGGAAGUGAGAGAGCAGAAGGGAGAGUUUGGCCUUAAGCUAUACGGAGGAAGUAGAAGGAAUCAAUCCAAUAUAAAGGAUUGGGAGAACGCUUUGCAGUCUGUUCCAAGCAAAUUUGGCGUAAAUCGGAAGGAAUAUAGGAAUGAGAGGGACUUCGUUAACUCGAUCCUUGGCUCGAUCAAAGAAGUGCUUUCCUCACUACCACCACCUGUAAACAGAGGAACGAGCUACGGUGACACUGAUAAUUCAUCCGGGCCGUCGUUUCAUUUUAACCCUAGAAAUGCGGAUAAAAUAUUUGCUGAGUUCUUUGAAUCUGACAUCGGAGGAGGAGGCAAUGCUUCUAGAACUUUCGCCAACUCUCGAAUGGACGAUGAAGUCAACACACCAAGAACUCAAGAUAGCGCUGAGAUCAGGGAGGAGGAGUUACGCUAUGGAUUUGUCAGUCGUCUCGUCAUGGCCUUAAAAAGUAAUAAAAUUAGAAGCCACCUCGGAAUGAAAAUAGGUUGUCUUUUCAUUCUCUUUUUCUGUCUGCAACAAAUUGCUUAUAGGAGCAUAAGUUUUAUUGAUCGUGGCGGUACCAACCGAAUUGUGAAGUACAUUCCAACAAAGGGAACAGAGAAUCCAAGAGACAAAGAUACUGAAUUUCCCACAUGUAAAGUUGGAGCCAAUCCCAAGACUUCUUCUUCAGAUGCUACGAGGAAUGAUGAUUUCUUUGACAGAACUUGCAACAACUCUCCAAUGAACGUUAAAGUCAAGCCACCGAACAUUCAAGUUUUCAUCAAUUUCCGCGGAGAUCAGCUGCGCAACAAUUUUGUCGGCUAUCUAGUGGAUGCACUUCAGAGAAGAGAGAUCAACGUCUUCAUAGACAAUCAGGAGAAAAGAGGUGAAGACCUUAUCACUCUUUUCCAGAGGAUCGAGGAUUCUGGGAUAGCCAUAGUUGUUUUUUCGAGCAGGUACACGGAAUCAAAAUGGUGCUUGGAAGAGCUUGUGAAGAUUAAAGAACGUGUGCACCAAGGCCUGCUUAAGGUGCUUCCCAUCUUCUACAAGGUGACUCCAACUAAUGUGAAAAGACUUAAAGGAGAGUUUGGUGACCAUUUCAGAGAUAAAGAGUACAUGUACGAGUCUGAUGAACCUAUGAUAAAGCGAUGGAAAGAGGCAAUCUUGUUUGUUUCCCAUAAGUUUGCUCUGACUUUGGAUGAAAAAAGUGUAGCAGCACGUUGGAGAUUAAUUUCGUUGAAACUAUCGUCAAGGAGGUCUUGAAAAUGCUACAAGCAAUAUCCAAAGUGCAAAGCAGCCAAUCCUCUUAAUUGCUAACCUUUUUUGUGUGGAGAAAGCCAACCUGAAGCUCAAUUUCGAUUCUUUAAAUGAUGUUGGGGGUAGUUUUAUUUUGAAAUUACACAUGUCGAUUCCAUGGUUUUGACCGAAUUUACACUUUUAGUAUAGGAAAUCCAAAUGUUAGUAUGAAUAUGUAGUUAUGAACGCAACUCAAAGUUUUGUGUAUAAGUACAAUCGAUAAAAUAACCAAGGUA